This is a messenger RNA of Wallemia mellicola CBS 633.66, 1080 nucleotides long. Its product is annotated as Nucleotidyltransferase. The record is from RefSeq and is a predicted model, not a curated record. NCBI's taxonomy places the organism in Eukaryota, Fungi, Basidiomycota, Wallemiomycetes, Wallemiales, Wallemiaceae. Gene Ontology annotation, biological process: RNA 3'-end processing. Gene Ontology annotation, molecular function: poly(A) RNA polymerase activity; mRNA binding. Gene Ontology annotation, cellular component: TRAMP complex; nucleolus. The transcript has 2 exons. The annotation marks the transcript as partial.
AUGACGGCGGGACUCGAAGCUGAUUUUAUAAAGUUUGACGAGCCAGACGCCAUAGACAAAGGAAAGAAGAGAGCCUAUGAAGCUGCUGAGCCAUCGACUAGCAAACCUACAAAGAAAGGUGAAAAUGGCAAAUCCCGUAAGGAAAUAGAGAAGCAACGCUCGAAGAAGGCACCCUGGAUGGCAGAUGUUGAUUUUGAUAACCUACGGACAGCCUCUGAAUUACUUCAUAGGGAGGUCAACGCAUUUACAAAGUUUAUCAGCCCCUCUUUGACUGAACACAAGACGAGGGAGUACACAAUAGAGUGUAUACGUCGCUGUAUAACUUCACGCUGGGCGGAUGCUGAAGUCUUUGCAUUUGGUAGUUUCGAAACGAGGUUGUACCUCCCCGAUGGAGACAUAGACCUCGUCGUUAUGCGUAAAAGUGUUAAUCAAUACAACAAGCAGUCGAUGCUACAUACUAUGGCCUCAAUGCUACGCCAGGCGAACCUCGCACAGAGUAUACAGGUGAUAUCAAAAGCACGCGUACCAAUUAUAAAGUUCACAUCAUCCUUUGGUGGUUAUCCAAUUGAUAUUUCACUCAAUCAGACGAACGGUGUUGAUGCAGGUAGAAUGGUGAACGAAAUUUUGGACAGAUACCCCGCUGCAAGGCCACUUUCGAUGUUACUCAAGUGUUUCCUCUCACAGAGGAGCAUGAAUGAGGUCUAUACUGGUGGUGUGAGCUCCUAUUCUGUUAUCUGUCUCGUCGUGUCAUUCUUGCAGAUGCAUCCUAAAGUCCGGAGAGGCGAUAUCAACCCACUUGAUAAUCUCGGAGUGCUACUUGUCGAUUUGCUGGAGCUCUACGGCAGGAAUUUUAACUACGACGUCACUGGUAUAUCGAUCGAAGGUGCUGGCUACUACUUCAGCAAAUCGAGUCGAGGAUGGCACCAAUAUGGUCAACCGUAUUUGCUAUCCAUACAAGACCCACAGGAUGCAGAGAACGAUAUCAGUAAAGGUUCUUUCAACAUUCUCAACGUUAGGAAAGUCAUAGCAGGUGCUUAUGACAUGCUAACGAAUAAGCUCUAUGCACAAGCAUCAGAGAUU